This is a messenger RNA of Heterostelium album PN500, 1890 nucleotides long. Its product is annotated as TatD family hydrolase. The record is from RefSeq and is a predicted model, not a curated record. Gene Ontology annotation, molecular function: single-stranded DNA 3'-5' DNA exonuclease activity. The transcript is spliced from 2 exons. NCBI's taxonomy places the organism in Eukaryota, Evosea, Eumycetozoa, Acytosteliales, Acytosteliaceae. The coding region runs from base 1 to 1890 and encodes 629 amino acids. Gene Ontology annotation, cellular component: cytosol.
AUGUUUAGAGGAACUGUAGAUCGUGCUGGUAACAGAGAAGGAAAGAAGACUAGUUUGAGAAAGACUGGUAAAGAUAAGAAGGUGGCUUCGGCAACCGUUGCCGAUGAAGGACCAAAGAACAGACAGGACAUCGUAGUACCAAAACUGAUAGAAUCGAGCAACCCGAUGUCUACCUUUGAUGCAGGUGCCAACCUCGUCAACAGACAUCUUGAAGCGGAUCAAUCGAGAGUAAUUCAACGUGCUUUACAAGCUGGUGUCGACGGUUGUGCAAUCAUAACCAACGACUUUGAGAAAACAGAACAAUCCGUUCAAUCCGCUUCAAAUCAUCCCGGUGUCAUCUACAGUGUCGUCGGUAUUCAUCCCAACAACAUAUCCUCCAAGAAGAUGUCAGAUAAACUAUUCCUACAAUUAGUUACACAAUUAAGAGCUUUUGCUAUUAAACCACAAACAGUUGCUAUCUAUGUUGGAUUAGAUUAUGAAAGAGACUAUGGAUUGAAGUUCCCACAGGAGAAGUUUAUGAAGGCACAGAUCAAGUUGGCCAAUGAACUGCGUCUGCCUGUGGUGAUGCAGGAUUUCGGUGGUGGUGAAGGUCUGCUGGAGGUGAUGAAAGAGUGCCGUUCAGAGUUUGAACGUGGUAUGAUCUAUGUGUUCAAUGCCGGUUCAAAGAUGCUGCAAAAGUAUAUCGAUUUGGAUUUCUAUAUCAGUUUCAACGGUGUCAUCUGUGAGGAGUCUGACAAGGGUGAUCAAGCACGUGAUUUCAUUACACAAGUACCAAAGAAUCGUUUGAUCAUCUUGACUGACUCACCGAAUGUGACACCACAGAACAUUCCAGACUCUCAUAUUCGUCAGAUGCCAAACGAACCAUCGAAUCUCAUCUAUAUCCUAAAUAGAGCGGCAGAGUGUCUAACGAUGAAACCCGAAGAAUUGGCAACACUCAUCAAAGAGAAUGCUAAAAGAUUCUAUGGAUUAUCUGUUGAACCAAACGAGACAGAGACAACAACAGAGACAACAACAACAACUGCAACAACAACAACAAAGAAUGAAGAUAUAACAACAAAGAAAUCAACAUCAACUAAAAAACAAACAACAACAACAUCGACAUCAAAAUCAAAUAAGAAGAAUAGUAAACAAAAACAAGUUGAAAGUGAAGAAGAGGAUGAAGAAGACGAAGAUGAAGAUAGUGAUGAUGUUGAAUACUAUUUGGAUAGCGAUGAAGAGAUACCAGAGGAAUUGGUUUUCAAUAAGGAUAGUGACGAUGAAGCGUAUGAGAACGUCUAUGAUAGACUCGAUAAAUCACAGUUGGAUAGUUUGUAUUUCUCCUGUAAGAAGUGUAGAUCAAAGCUGUUUAGAUAUGGCGAUAUCUUGGAGCAUGAACAGAAACCAGCGAUGCUCGAUCACAACACCAAGAAUACCAUUAAGGAGUUGAAAAAGUGCAAGUCAUACUUUGUCGAGCCGACAGCUGCCAGCGCCUGGCUGAAGCAGCGUCAAGACAAGCAGGUAAUCUGUCCAAAGUGCGCAGCGAAACUCGGUUCGUUCAACGCUGCCGGUGAGCAGUGUUCCUGUGGAGCGGUACAACACAACCAACUUCGUAUUCCAAAGAGUAAGGUGGAAGUUGUCAUGCUUGGCGAAGACGGUGAGUUGAUCGACCUCGCUCUGAUGCUGCACCUCGACGAAGACGAGAGCGAAGGUGACCAAGACAUCAAACUCAAGAAAAAGAAGAAAAUAGUAAAGAAACAAGUAAAGAAGAGUAACAAGAGUAACUUUAGUAACUAUCGUAACAAAGAUGCUGGUGUCUCUACGAAAAAGUCGAAAUCUCAACAACCACCAUCCUUAGCCAAUACCUUAUCGAUCGAUUCCGACGAAGAAGUAGAUAAUCAAUCAAGUGAUUAG